Messenger RNA from Anthostomella pinea, 1134 nucleotides. Lineage: Eukaryota; Fungi; Ascomycota; Sordariomycetes; Xylariales; Xylariaceae. The record is from the annotation of a GenBank genome assembly.
AUGGGUUUAUCGGCACUCGCCCUUGAAAAGACACCUGCCUUUCCCACAUACCCAAACCGCAUGUCUGAAGCAGAUGUAUCGGCGGGGCUGGUCUUGCCAUACGCGGCCGUCGCCCUACUCGGCCGGGGUGGCGCCAUCGCAACACUGUUGAUCGUGUUCAUGGCCGUCACGUCUGCCACUUCAUCUGAGUUGAUUGCCGUCUCGUCGAUCUUCACCUAUGACCUGUACCGGACUUACUUCAAGCCGAAUGCUAGCGGCAAGCGUCUCAUCUACAUGUCGCAUGUCAUCGUGGUGGCAUACGCCUUGUUCAUCUCUACCUUCUCCGUGGGUCUGUACUAUGCCGGCAUUUCCAUGGGAUACCUGUACCUCAUGAUGGGUUGCAUAAUCUCGUCGGCUGUUAUACCCGCGACCUUGACGCUUGUAUGGUCAGGGCAGAACAAGUGGGCAGCCGCCUUGUCGCCCAUCUUUGGCCUCGCGUUCGCGCUCAUCGCCUGGCUUGUCACUGCUUCGAAAGACUGCGGCUCUCUGGACGUGGCAUGUACUGGCUCUAACAACCCCAUGCUUGCUGGUAAUGUUGUUGCUCUUCUGUCGCCACUGGUUCUCAUCCCCAUUUUCACCCUCAUUUUUGGCAUGGACAAAUACGACUGGAAGUCUAUGAUGGCAAUCCGCAAGGGUGACGACCACGACAUAGCCACCACUGCCGGCACCGAUCUCGAACACACUGCUGAUGAGCACGUUCAGACGACGAACGAGUUCAAAGCGGAGCAGUCGAAGCUGAUGCGUGCCAGCAAGAUCUCCAAAUGGACAACAGUGGCCAUGACUCUGGCGUUUCUGAUCUUGUGGCCGUUUCCUAUGUACGGCAGCGGCUACGUCUUUUCCAAGCCCUUCUUUACAGGUUGGGUGACGGUGGGGAUCAUCUGGAUCUUCUGUUCUCUUGGUGCUGUUGGGAUUUUCCCCGUAUUCGAGGGCCGUCGAACUCUGCUGCACACGUUCAAGGCGAUAGCUCUGGAUAUUUCGGGCAAGAAACAUCCCGAGACAAUCCAUGCGGAGAGCGUGGCAACAAACGAGAAGGGCCCUUCGAGUACAGGCGGCACUUAUAAGCAGGGACCGGCGAAGACCGUGGAGCUGGCGUAG